AUGGAAUCGGACGAGGAGAUUCACGCCAUGGAGAUUCCGGAUAGGUUUCGCAUUCAAGCAUGUACACCAGCAGCUCUUGACAUUUCGUUACUGCAGCGUGGAGUACUCGUUGGGCUGGGCAUGGGGUGGUUUGGGGGGGUGAUCACUCGACAGUCUCAGGAGCGCACUCGCCACCUUUACGACUACCACAUGCAUCUCGACCUAGACCAAAGUACGCGCAGCAUGAAGCUGCCGUUGGAAAUGUACAGAGAAGAUCCGGAUGCGGUGGUGGGCUCGUGGAUCUUGCUUGAGAGGAGCACGGUCGAGCAGGUGGAUGGGGGCGGAAAUGCAGCCUCGUUGGGCGUUAGUAGAGCGGGAAGGGAAUAA
This is a messenger RNA of Ectocarpus sp. CCAP 1310/34, 366 nucleotides long. The record is from the annotation of a GenBank genome assembly. Lineage: Eukaryota; Phaeophyceae; Ectocarpales; Ectocarpaceae.